Ascoidea rubescens DSM 1968 is the source of this 1575-nucleotide messenger RNA. Its product is annotated as bifunctional 6-phosphofructo-2-kinase/fructose-2,6-bisphosphate 2-phosphatase. Lineage: Eukaryota; Fungi; Ascomycota; Saccharomycetes; Ascoideales; Ascoideaceae. Gene Ontology annotation, biological process: fructose metabolic process; fructose 2,6-bisphosphate metabolic process. Gene Ontology annotation, cellular component: cytosol. The record is from RefSeq and is a predicted model, not a curated record. The transcript has a single exon. Gene Ontology annotation, molecular function: 6-phosphofructo-2-kinase activity; ATP binding. The annotation marks the transcript as partial.
AUGGUUGGUUUACCAGCUAGGGGAAAAUCCUAUAUAACAAAAAAAUUGAUAAGAUAUUUAAACUGGUUGCAAUACAACUGCAAGAUUUUUAAUGUUGGAAACAAAAGAAGAUCAUCAAAACAAAAUCAUGGAGCUGGUUCAAACCCUCUUACAAAACCGAUUCUUAAUCAUCCUGAAUCUCAUUACAACAACAAUGAUAAUAAUGAUAAUAAUGAUAAUAAUGAUAAUAAUGAUAAUUUUGAAAUUGAUCAUUCUUCAAAGAUUUUUGAUCCAAAUAAUAAAUCGUACUUGGAAAUGAGAGAAAAUUGGGCAAUGGACACUUUGGACAACUUGUUGGAUUAUCUUAUCAACCAAAAUGGCACUGUUGGUAUCUUCGAUGCCACCAACACCACCAAAUUAAGAAGACACCAUGUUUAUCAAAGAAUCAAACAUAAAUCAAAUUCAACAUUAAAAGUUCUUUUUUUAGAGAGUAUCUGCACUGAUACUUCUAUUCUCGAAAGAAAUAUAAAUUUAAAACUAUCUGGUCCCGAUUACUCAAAUUUAGACCCAAUCUUAGCCUUGAAUGAUUUCAAACUAAGAUUGAAAAACUACGAAUCUGCUUAUGAAACAAUAGAUGAUGAUGAAGAAGAAUUUUAUGAAAAUAUUGACAACGGCUUGCAAUAUAUUAAAAUUAUAAACGCCGGUAAAAAGAUCUUAUCCUACAACAUAUCUGGCUUUUUAUCCUCCCAAAUCGUUUCUUACCUAUUGAAUUUCAAUUUAAAAUCAAGACAAAUUUGGUUAUCAACUCAUGCUCAGUCUUAUGAUGAUAAAUAUAAUAUAAUCGGCUAUAAAUCUCUCUCAGAUAACAAAACAAAUACAUCUUUAACCCCCUUGGGUAAAAAAUAUUCAAAGACUUUAGUUCGUUUCUUAAAUGAAAAGCAAAAAGAAUUUAGAUUAGAUCAAUUCAAAAAUUCUUUUCUUGAUAAAAAGGACCAAUUAUUAUCCACAAUUAAAUCAAAAACUACUGCUCACCAUCCGAUUUCAAUUUCAAAGAAAAAAUUAAAUAUUAAAGUGGAUAAUCCUCUCAACUUUAGUGUUUUUUCUUCAAUGCUAAAUCCAACUAUUGAAACUUUAACUUUUUUUGAAAACGAUACUGACAAUUAUCAAGUCAAGCAAAGUAAAAGAUUAAAUGAACUAUCCUUUGGUUCACUAAACGGCUUAACUCCAAACCAAUUUAAAUCGAAAUUUCCUCUAGAAUAUCAAAAAUAUUGUUCAAUCUUUAAUAGCAACAACAUUAAUGAAAAAUUACAUUAUAGAUUUCCCAAUAAUGGUGAAUCUCAUCUAGAUGUGAUUAACAGAUUAAGACCCUUUAUAAUUGAAUUGGAAAGAUUGUCAAACCACGUUCUAGUAAUCUCUCAUGAGAUCGUGUUGAGAAUCUUAUUAGCUUACUUUAUGAAUCUUGAUAAAGAAUUUUUAACUGAUUUAAAAAUUCCUCAACAUUCGGUUUAUGUUCUUGAACCUAAACCUUACGGUUUAAGCUGGGAAAUGUAUCAAUAUGAUGAAGAAAUGGAUUGGUUUUUUUCUGUUGAAAAAGAU